UAUUCGUAUCUCCACAGUGGUUGUAUACAUACGUAAUUUAAUUAGCAGCUGUGAUAUGAACUACACAAUAUAUAUUAUUUUUGUUUAUUUUUGUUUGUUCCUUUGAUUAUGAUUACAAUGAGCAUACAAAUCAUAAAAUUUAUCAAAUAAUCAAAUAGAAACCAUCCAGCGACAGUACUUCGGUGGUAAAAUAUAACAAACUGAAAAUAUGUCAUCAAAGAAGAAGACCAAUACAUUGUCAAAGGUUAAUAACGAACAAUCAAUGGAACAAGGCACUUCAAUUGACUUAAAACAUUUUGAUAAUGAUCCAGCAGAAAUACUCAAGAAUGAUUUAAAAAUUGUGUUCAUACCUAAAACAUUACAUGAACAUUUAGAAUGUGUCGUAGGAAAACACGUUUUUAUAGAUAAACCAUGGACCAAGAUAUCUCGUAAAAAAAUUAUUGAUAAUUUGCAGUCGCAAAAUAUGGACUCAUGUUUUUGGACAUUUCAAAAGGAAAUUGAAGGUAUUACAAAUGAUUAUGUUUUAUUUGGAUAUAAACCCUUUAGUAGUACAGAUGAGGAAUUUCUAAUAUGCACCACGGAUAAAGCGAAACAGUGUAUCGAAGAAACACAAAUACAAAAUAUAGGAGGUGAACUUAAAAAAAAAGUUGAGCGGUCAAUGUGUCGUGUACCGGGUCCUUGGGACUCCAAAAGCAGCGACAAAGAUAUCGAAGAAAUAAAAUCAGUACAAACACGUGAAAAGAUAACAUACAAAUGGAAACUUCCAGCUGGGAGACUUCAAGCAGAAGCAGAAUUUGAGGACUCGAAUUCAAAAUCCAUAAAAAAUGAUUAUGUAAAAUUAGAACCACGGCCAAAAGAAAUCUUCAAAAGUAGUGAUGCUUUAACAAUGGAAUCGAGUGUUCAAGCUGUCAGAAAAAUGAUCAACACAGAAAUGCAGACAAUUCCAAGAAUUAAAUAUAAUAAAUGUAUUCAAUCGGUUGCCGUGGAAGAGGAAAUGUUUCAGUUACAACCUUUAAAUAUAUCAGAAAAAUCUCUUGACGAUUUUUUAAACAAACAUGUCCCUAACUUAGUGAAUCAGUUGCACUACAACGAGUUAUAUGAUUUAUACCGUGAUGACUAUAAACUGUUAAAAAAUGAAAAUGAAAAUGAAAUCGAACAAACAUCCAAAGUUAUAAAACUUCUACCUAGAUAUCAGAAUGAGGUAUCCAAAAAAAGAUACGUAUCUUGUCAUGCUUGGCAUCCUACGAUAGUGGGUAUUUUCGCAGUAUCUUACACGAUAAAUAGUAAUGAGUUAUAUAAAACUGUGGAUUUGGAAACGUCUGAUGAAGAAAUUACUAAGUCAACGGUUAAAGACGAAAAAUACGGUAUAUCCUACAGUGAUAUCUACACAGACUCUCCGAGUAACCGGCCAGAAACUAAACUUUUAGACGAGAAUUACAAAGAAAAGAUAAUUUCUCUGUUAAACAAAGAAUUUGUGCAGAGGAUGAGGAUAAUACAACUGACCGAGGACGAAAAAAUUAACCAACAAUAUAGCCAUGACAUUAAUAGACAGUUGCGAAACUCUUUAAUUUAUGUUUCUCACGAACAAACUUCCAUCUACAAAGAUCUUCCACUUGUAAAAUCAGAUAACAGAGCUUUGAUUGACGAGAAUAUAAUUAUCAAAGAAACUCAGAGUGAAAUAACGAGUAUUUGUGCCCUGCCAAGUAUAGAUCAACAGUAUCAAUUAAACUUGAAUAACGAGUUUUCCAUAGAUGAAAAUGAAUAUGAAGUACAAAACAAAGAAAUUGAUGACACUAAUAAAUCUGUAAAUAUUACGAGUGACAAAAAUGAAGGUGAAAACUGGAUGGACGUGAUAGAUCACCAUGAUUCUGACACAGAAAGCUUUUAUAAUAUUUGGGGAGAUGAUGAAGAAUGGUUACACGAUAACAAACUAAGGAAUGCUGUUAGAAAUAUUCAUAGGAAAUUUAAUAAGCAAUAUGAUCGAGAAGCAAGAGAAGAAAAAUUGUUUAGACUCUUGAAGUCUCAAGCCAAGUACAAUGAAAAAAAAAAUAAAAUCGAUGAUAUGGAGAAAGAGAGAAUGAAAUUAACCAAAGACAUGUUUGAAGCUGGAGAUAUGUACCAAAAAUUAAAGUAUCAAUCAGAAUAUAAAACUAAAAAGCGAAGAAAAUCUUCGUCAAAACAUAAAUCACUGAAAAAUGAUGAAGUACCAAAGAUUAAACGUGAAAAUACAACAGUAACGGAUGAACAAAAUAACUCUGUCAUCAUUUGGUCAGUUAGUGAUAAUAUUUAUCCAAAGUUAAGGUUGGAGAGUGCCGAAGAAGUGCGUUGUGUUGAAUUUAAUCCUAGACACGGUAACACUGUUGUAGGAGGGUUAACAAAUGGGCAGAUUUGCAUAUGGGACAUUGAAGGAAAAUUGGAGAUGCCAGGUUCAAAUAAUUUGAACAUGUCAGAAAAAGAAAAAAAACAUCAUGAACAUUUAUGGGCGCACAUGAAAUGGUCGUUGGACGUUAAGUUUGAAACUAGAAUCAAAUCAGCAGCAGUAAGUGCAAUUUUGGAAUCUCAUUUAUCAACUGUGACUGCAAUCCAAUGGAUUCAUCCGAUGAAUAAAAUAACAUCAUUGGGAAAAUUUAUAAGUGUUCAAGAAGGAGAAUUUUCAGAUCAAUUUUUUUCUGCUUCUAUGGACGGCACUAUAAAACUUUGGGAUUUGAAUUCGAAACCGAUGCCAAGAAACAUUAAAAAAAGUAUAAAUAACACUGGUUUGGAGCACCCAGAGAAGUUGAACAACUAUAAAUCACCAUUGAGCAUUUACAACAACCGUCUAAAGCCUUCGUAUACGAUCAUAAUCAAAGAACCAGAAAAGACAAUACACAGCCCCAUAACAGCGCUGUCUUUUGAGAUACCUUUAAUGCAGUAUAAUUAUAAGUCCGAUCAACCAUUAAGUAUUGGAAAACGACAGUUUGAAUAUGUGCCGGCAAAAUCAAAUGAUCCAAACCGUAUCUUGGUCGUUGGUAAUAUUAUGGGUCAAAUCGGAGUGGUCACAUGGCAUGGUUAUGAUACAUACCAGCAGGGUCGAAAUAGUGAAGAGUGCAAAAAUAUUUGGUGGGGACAAGUGCACGAUGGACCGAUCAACUACAUUAAGAGAAAUGUUUUUUACCCAGAUAUUCAUUUAGUAUGUGGUGGACACGUUGUAUCUAUUUGGAGUUUGAACUACAAAGGUGGUCCAGUUUGGUGGAAGCGUUUCAAUGAUCUAACAAACAGCGUUUUAUGGUCUACCACUCAUCCCGCGGAAUUUCGAGUGUCCUUCAACACUGAUGGGGUCUUACAAUUUUGGAAUUUCAUGAAACACACUCACCAACCUUACUAUACAACGGAUAUUUUCCUUAGUGAUGGGCUAAUAACAACUUUAUCAGCCCCGUAUUCACCAAUACAUUUCAUCGGUACCGAACAGUUAAUAUUUACUGAAGGUAUGCAUGAAGUAAUGAAUUAUAAGAAAAACGAAUUGAUCAGUUUUUCGGAUUCCACUGGGGCAAUAAUAAUGAUCACCACAGAUGUUCCGGUAAUGGAACCAAAUACAGUCGAGGAGGUUGGACGAGUAUUUGAGAAGGAGGUGAUUUGGAGAAAAGAAUUGGAUGCAUGGAACAGUAAGUAUAAAGAAGAAUUUAGAUCCAUGAGAGAAAACGAUGUGUGCAGUCAAGAUUACAGGGAAAAUAAAUCACAUGUAGCGAAUUCGGUUCAUAGCGAUAACCCCCAACCAACGUUUUCACAGGAACAAACAAAGAGAAAGAUUUGGGAUGAAACUUUCAAUUGGUGUUUUAGUCGUAAAGGACCACAAACGCGUUUAGGUAAAAUGAGAGAUAAAUAUUUACAACGGGAAAAACUACAUAUAAUUGAGGCCAUGAUGAAAAAAAAGAAUGUUGAUCAAAAACAAUUAGAAGAAUAUUUCAAAGGAGUAGAGGAAAACAAGUAUAACAAAGAUGAUAUUACAAAUAUGAAAUUCGAAGCUGAUGAAUCCUACAGAGACAUUGUCAACAAAAUAUUAGCUACUGAAAAUACAGAGGAACAUAUGUUAGAUGCCGAUUCAAAAAGUAAUGAGUCAGUUGACAUGAAAAAAACAGUUGAAACAAUUCAACAACUAUUGGUAACUGACAUUGCAGUUGAAAAAGAAAAGUUAAGUAAUUACAUAAAAAAUAACCCAUAUAAAGCUGACCAAGAAGACUGGGCUCAAGUAAUCGAAUUUGCAGAAAAGAACGUUAGGGAAAUAUUAAAUGACCCAACUCUCCUAAAAAGUCCAGCAUUGCGUAUGACGCGCCGGGAAUUGGCGAAAAAAUACAUUAAUGAAGGUUAUAAGAUUAAAGAAUGGAAGACUCGUAAAGAUGAACAUGCAUACGAUCGGUACGAAAUGAGAAACAAAAAAAUCGACAUAUUAAGAACUAUGUAUGGGAAAAGUUAUAACCCACAGUGGGACAAGGGCUUGCGACCACAGACAAUGAGAGAUGCCAUCCGGAUGCGAUUAACCGAGGCAGCGGAUGAUAACGAUGAAAGAUUAUAUGAAAGUUAUUUUGAAGGAAAAAGUGGUGGAGACAACAGCUGUUACGCUGAUUAUUUAUCAUUAAUGGGAUCGAGGCCCAUGUCCAGUUAUCCCGAAGAUUAUGCAGGCGUCUCCGAAAGAGAGCUAUCGAUAAACGAUGACGACGAAAGCACUAACGCUACUGAAUUUGAUGGUUCCAACAGAAAUAAUGAUCAAGAAAAAGUAAGAGACCCAUAUAGCCAACGGGCGUACAAUGAAUACGACGAGUAUCAAGAUUUAGAAACACUUGAUGAACAUGAUCAAGAAGAUGACGAAUAAAUUCCAAUGACCUCGAACGAAUUCAAUGAAAAUAAUAAUUUAAGUAAUAAGAUUUAAAAUAAUUUUAAUAUUUUACUUUAUGUAUAUGUAGGCAUAUAUAUCUUAAAAAAAAUGAUCUAAUUCACUAUUUUAUUUUGGAAAAAAAUACUUUUGAGUAUUUAAAUAAUUUAGUUGUUUACUUUAUAGUUUAUACACUCAAACAGUAUAAUACGGUGUGCUGAUUUGUAUUUUUAUAUUAAAAACUUUUUGACAAGUA
This is a messenger RNA of Metopolophium dirhodum (rose-grain aphid), 5102 nucleotides long. RefSeq lists its product as uncharacterized. The transcript is spliced from 24 exons. The coding region runs from base 209 to 4846 and encodes 1545 amino acids. Gene Ontology annotation, cellular component: ciliary plasm; cytoplasmic dynein complex. Gene Ontology annotation, biological process: intraciliary transport. The record is from RefSeq and is a predicted model, not a curated record. Gene Ontology annotation, molecular function: dynein light chain binding; dynein heavy chain binding. NCBI's taxonomy places the organism in Eukaryota, Metazoa, Arthropoda, Insecta, Hemiptera, Aphididae.